ACUACAACUCCCGGCAUGCCUCUCUCCGUCUGCUAAGACGCUCGUCCGGGGAAUCCCCAGGCCGCUGAAAUUCCCCUUCAUGGCCGCCUCGGCCGGGGGAGCCGCUUGAGCUUCGUCGGCCCCCGGGGCGCUCGGCCUGGCCUCCGCGAUGGCCCCGCUGUAGGCCCGUCCCGAGCCAUGGCCUCCGUGCAGGGGCAGCCCGUCGCCCAGGGCGGCGGCCCCCGGGAGCCCAAGCGGCUGGAGGCCGGGGGCGAGGACUGGUGCGACAGCGGCCUGGGCUCGCUCAGCGAAGGGCAGCUGGUGCAGCUGCGGGAGGAUGGAGGCCUGGGGGGCCCUGGAGAAGGCGAAGGGGGGCCUGGGGUCUGCCCGGUGACCCAGGACCCCAGAGCCCCCCAGAAGUGCCCGGAGGAGGAAGAGGAGGGGCGCCUGGACUCGGCCCUGGGGGGCGACGAGGGGGUGGGCGACCUGGCCGAGGGCGUGGGGGCCGUGCACCUGCAGAGCCAGGUAGCCCCCGAGGCUUGGCUGCACCACGUGCUGGCCUUCGUCACCGAGGAUGGAGACACAGCUCUCCACUUGGCUGUGAUCCACGAGCACGAAGCCUUCCUGGAUUCUAUUCUGCAAUACACCCACAGGACGGAUUACCUGGAUAUUCAGAACAACCUCGGCCAGACCGCGCUUCACAUUGCCGUCAUCCUCGGGGCAUCCAGCUUUGUUGGCAAACUUGUGUCGGCAGGAGCCGGGCUGUGUGUCCAAGAGAAAGGAGGCCACACGGCGUUGCACUUGGCCUGCCGGGAAGGAUGGUGGGAUUGCGCUCAGCAGCUUCUGGCUCCGUCGCUCGCCAUCCAAAGGUUCGGUCAGGGCAACCGUUUCCGGGCCCAGCUGGAUUGCACUAAUUACGAUGGUUACAUCCCUUUGCACGUGGCCAUUCUGCGGAAAGAUUUGGACAUGGUCAGUCUCUUAAUCUCUGCCGGAUCGGAUCUCAACAAGCCGGAGCUAAGUUGUGGCCGGAGCCCCCUUCACCUGGCGGUGGAGUCCCAGAGCCCUGAAGUGGUGGAAUGCCUCUUGCGUGCAGGAGCCGACAUCGAGGCACGCAUGUAUGUGGGCUACACGCCCAUGUACAGCGCCGUGCACCGGCCCGACCAAAAGAUCCCACAGCUCUUACGGGAAUUUGGCUCAGAAGAGCCGGACUGGGAUUCCGAGGAAAGCGUGGACAGUAACAGCGAGGAAGAAUACGACGACAUCGUGAUCAAUUGUGGCCACUAGAAGGGAGCCCUUUUGCCCACACCGGACUCCACGGAAAUUGCCCAUGGUGGCAGCUGGCUAGUGUCUCUGUAGGAAUUGCAUCUUCACUGUGAGCUAGAUGUGAAAAUUAUUUAUAAAGGCCGGGACAGAAGGGGAAGCGGCCUUAUCUGGCCCGGAGGCGUCCUCUCCACCGUCCCCAUUCCGACAUGUAUCCUCUGUUAUUUUUGUCCUGCUUCAGAAAUGGAUGUCUUUUGUCUCUGAUGUUGGUGUCUCGCACUUGCCUGCCUUGACGUUUCAGAAUCAAUGGGUUUGGGGUAUCCUUCGUUAGCAAGGGGCUGGUGGGUGUCCUGAGCAGAGCCUAGUUGUGAAAAAGCCUCGUCUUGUCCCCCUCUUUCUGGAGCACCCUGUCUUUCCUGGGAAUGCUCUCGGUCAGAUUCGUGGUGUCCCUUUUCCUUCUUAACGUCGGUCCCGGUUUGUGGAUCUUGUUCUGGAGGGCCUGAGGAUGGGCUCCCGCCUCUUGCGGUCGGAAAGUUGGGGAACUGCCAGGCGCGAACAACGAGAUCCACAAGGUGAAGGGUUCCAUUAGCUACUUCCUUGUUGGUGGCUUAAAUACAGUAAUCUGCCCAGAUUGGCAGUUUGCACCUGGGUCAGACGAGAUGAGCUUCAGCAGCAUUGUAGAAGGUCAGACUUUACCCUUUUGUGCCUACGUAGAGAUUCCAGACUAGUUCCCUGCUUGACUCCUCCCUGGCUCGGCCAAUGUCUUUCCAAUAAGAAUAAGGUCCCCAUCCUGGCACUAGGAAAGUUGUCCUGUCUGGCUUGGUUUUCAACUCGCUGCUGUCCCAAUCAGCAUGAGAUUGUAGGGGGAGCUGUAGUGCUAAAUAUUUGGACCAAUUUUUACCCUGGGCGUAGUAAGGCACAACCUUGGGGGGGGGGGUUUCCUCAUAGCAGUUCAUGGGGGUUCUUUGGUGUGUGUGUGUGUAUGUAGGGAGAUCUCUUCCUAAAUAAAAGCAGGAUUUAGGAAGAGCAACUUUUGAUCUUUCUUCUCCAUCCUGGGAUUGUAAGAAAGUAGAACUUCUGCCCCAUUUGGACCAGCAGUAAUUCUGUCAGGCCCUGAUGAAGGGAUGGCCUCAACUCACCUUGUCUGGAAGGGCCGAGUAAUUAUUGCGCGGAUCCACCUCUGGUUGGGCAGUCAGAAACGUGUCCGUGAAAAACUCCCCCCUUAACUUCCAGCGGAAAUCAAUCCUUUUGGCCAGCCUUCCCUGCUGUUCCAAGGCCGGUUUUAUUUCUAAGUCUUGGGAAUAACCUGAAGCGCAGACCGACGUCUCGUCUCUCCCUGGUGUCUGACAAGCCCCUGAAAAUUCUUUGUCCCCCAAAGGGGACGGUGGAUGGCCUCGCCAUGAAGGAAAAGAUGUCAGUGCAAAUUUGGGGCGAUUGGGGUCUGGCAGCUAGGACUCUAUGGAAAGAACACAGAAUUAGAACUCGGAACCUGCUUGGAACUGGAGUUCAACAACAACUGGGGGAGCUGGAGGUUCCCCACCGCUUUCCUAGGGGCCAGCUCCGGAGUGAAGCACCCCCAGGAGUGUCUCUUUAAAAUACCCCCUGUGCGUCUUCAGCAAAGCGGAAAGAACCAGGCGUUUGAACUCUGCUCCACCUUGCCGUGUUACUUUUCCGCUCCCCUUCCACGGAGGCUCAGUGCUUUGAAGUUCCAGUGUGGUUUCCUGCGACCUGUUUAAAUUUGCAUUUAUGACUUGGUUCGGUCCCUUCUCUACUUUUUUUCCCCUUUCUCCUCCUUGCCUCUCUCUGUUGAUUGUAAUCUGUAGGUCUUCCCGAGCAGACAGAUUAAUAAACCUUACGGAUCUUG
Molecule: messenger RNA, 3103 nt
Organism: Crotalus tigris (Tiger rattlesnake)
Lineage: Eukaryota; Metazoa; Chordata; Lepidosauria; Squamata; Viperidae
Gene: NFKBIB
Product: NFKB inhibitor beta
Exons: 6
Coding region: 178-1263 (361 amino acids)
Biological process (GO): cellular response to lipopolysaccharide; signal transduction
Cellular component (GO): cytosol
Molecular function (GO): protein binding
Source: RefSeq, a predicted model, not a curated record